AUGUCGAACUUCCAACUUCAUGACUUUAUUGAAAAAUUUAAGAAAUGGACAAGUAUUCAUAAUAUUUACUCUUUGAAAAUUAUUGAAAAUAUUAAAAAUAAUAAGAUAUCGGAUAAAAUAUUAGUGGAUUCUCUUGAAUUGUUAGCUGAUUCAUCCAUAUUUAAAUAUUAUAGCAUUGAAGUUAUCUCUGAGUUAGAAUUACAUCUUCGCACUUUAGUCUCUCUUAUUGAAGUGAUUUGCAAACGUGAUAUUCGGAUUCGGCAUGAUUUGAGAGAAAGAAUUUAUAAUCAGUUAGGAAAAUUUGCUGAGAUACACUUUCUAUCAACUGAAGUCAAUGAGCAAGGUUUUAAUAAAGUUUUUAAACCACAAUAUGAUGAUUUUAAUCCACCAUCAAAGUCGACAAUCUCACCAGAAUUGGCUAAUUCAAAUGAUAGUAAAAUUUAUAAAGAUGGAAGACGUAAUUACAAUAUUGAUUUCUUGUUGUUACAUUUACGAGAUACCCUUCAUUGUAUGAGAGAUGAUGAGAAUAAAUUUUUAGAAGUAUGGCGUAGAGUAAAAGAACUUCUUUGUAUGAUAUUAGGUAUUACUCCAGAACUUAUAAAAAUGGGAAUUUCACACUGUGCUGAUUUACCUAUAAAUAAUGGUGGCGUAGAGUCACUGUUCAAACAUUUACAAAGGGCUUUCACUUGGAAAUAUCCAAUUUCAUCAUGGUAUUAUGACUGGAGAACACUACUUGAAUUACAUUUUAAUAUUCAAAAUUUUUUUCAAGAAUAUUCACUCCCUAUGAAAUAUGGUGAAAGUUUAUUACUUGAAUGCUUAUGGCAUUGUGUGUCAAAAUGUUGGUCAAGCCCAGUAUAUCAAUCUGAAUUUCUUACAAAUAAGAAGCAAUUUGUUAAUAUUCUUUUAGGAAUGGAGCCUCUUGCACUUCCUCAUUCCUUAUGGUUUGGAGCACUUGACAUUGCACAAGAAUUAAUUGCAAAAACUCAAAAAGAUUCAACUUUAGGCAUAUGUUAUUAUUUUGCAUUAGAAUCUUUGCAAAAAGCACCAUCAUCUUUUAUUCGUUUCAAGGUUAUAGAAGUCCUAAUUAAAUUGUCAAAAAGAAAUAAGCUAUUUUACAAAAUUAUCAACAGUGAUUUAGAAAAUUACAAACAGUCUUUCGAAUCAGUAAAAGGGUUGAAAUCACAUCAUAUGAUUGAAGCAAUUCGUGAAAAGUCUUUACAUGAUGAAAAAUUAGAAGACACCAACAAAAGCAAAAACAAUGUAAAUGAUUUUAAAAAAAAAAGAAAAACAGAUAGUCUAACAUCGGAUCAUGUGAUAAUUUCAAUUGAUGAUUUUAUCUUAGAUAUUGUCACUACAGAAUUAUCUUGCCCAGUAACUUUCAAAAUUUCAAAAAACUUUCAAAUUUUAUCAUGUUACAAACAUUUCAUUAGCUCUGAAACAUUACAACAAAUUAUUGAUAACAAAUCUCAACCAACUUGUCCAUUUUGUCGGAAACGAAUUGAUUUAAGUUCUGUGAUUAAUUUGCCACAGUCAGCAAUUUAUCAAGGAAUUCGUAAUUAUUUACCUGAAGACAAUAACAUUGAUAUUGUUCAAGACCAUGAAAGUAGUGAUGAGGAGAUUGAUAUUUCUAAACUUAAAUCUCAACAAAAUUUUAAAAGAAAAAGAUCGAAUUCGACAGUAAGAAAAUUUUUUAAGCCACCCAAAUUUCUUCAUCCAUCUUUAAGAAAAGCAAACACUGCAUACAAAUUAGGAGAGCUUGAUACUGCUAUCAAUGCACUUACAGAAAUUCUUGAAGAAUAUCCUACAAGUUAUUCAUUACAAUGUUAUCGGGCGAAA
Messenger RNA from Dentiscutata erythropus, 1836 nucleotides. Lineage: Eukaryota; Fungi; Glomeromycota; Glomeromycetes; Diversisporales; Gigasporaceae. The record is from the annotation of a GenBank genome assembly.